This is a messenger RNA of Impatiens glandulifera, 2451 nucleotides long. RefSeq names its product ent-kaurene synthase, chloroplastic-like. Gene Ontology annotation, cellular component: chloroplast. Lineage: Eukaryota; Viridiplantae; Streptophyta; Magnoliopsida; Ericales; Balsaminaceae. Bases 5 to 2248 code for a protein of 747 amino acids. The record is from RefSeq and is a predicted model, not a curated record. Gene Ontology annotation, biological process: gibberellin biosynthetic process. The transcript is spliced from 11 exons. Gene Ontology annotation, molecular function: magnesium ion binding; terpene synthase activity.
AAAUAUGCAGGGAAUUGAUGAGUGGAAAGAACGAAUUAGAAAAUUGUUCAACAAGAUUGAGAUUUCGGUUUCGCCUUACGAUACUGCUUGGGUAGCAAUGGUUCCUUCUCCAUAUUCGUCUCAUCUCCCGUGUUUUCCUUCAUGCAUAGAUUGGUUAGUUGAUAAUCAACUUAUUGAUGGUUCAUGGGGUCCUAAUCAUAAUGGUCAUGUGCUUAUUAAAGAGGCUUUAUCAUCAACCUUAGCAUGUGUGCUUGCACUAAAACAAUGGGGAAUUGGUCAAGAACAUGUAAAUAAAGGUCUACAAUUUAUUGAGUCAAACAUAACCUCAGCUAUUGAUGAGAAUUUGAGUUCUCCUAUUGGGUUUGAAAUAAUAUUCCCCCAUAUGAUAAGAUCUGGUGAAGAACUAGGACUCAAUGUUCCUAUUUCCCCAAAGUUUUUGGAUGUUAUGGUUAGCAAGAGAGAGUUGGAGCUCAAAAGUUACUUCCCAUGUCUUCAAUUUCCUUUCCUUAGGUGUUUAUCAGAAGGGAGAAGUUCCUAUUUAGCUUUUAUUUCUGAAGGAAUAAAUAGGAGUUCAAAUGACUGGAAACUGGUUAUGAAACACCAAAGGAAGAAUGGGUCAUUGUUCAACUCUCCAUCCACCACAGCAGCAGCCUUCAUGCAUCUUAAGGAUACUGGUUGUCUUAAUUACCUUCGUUCAGUAACAGAGAAGUUUGGAAGCUCUGUCCCAGUUGCAUAUCCUCUGGAUAUAUAUGUCCGUCUCUCUAUGGUUGAUCAUCUUAUAAGACUUGGAAUUGAACGUCAUUUUGCUGAAGAAAUUAGGAGUGUUUUGGAUGAAACUUAUAGAUAUUGGUUGCUGAAUGAUGAACAAAUAUUUCAUGACAUUGCAACAAGAUCCAUAGCAUUCAGAUUGUUGCGUCUUAAUGGAUACAUUGUUUCUUCAGAUCGGUUAACUCUAGUUUCAAUUGAAGAUGAUUUCAUUUUCCUUGAACAUCACCCAAAGACAAUUGAUGAUGCUCUUGAAUUAUACAAGGCUUUGCAGUAUACUCAAGAAAAUCAUCAUUUGUGGUCUUCUGAGUUCCUCAAGGAGAAGCUUUCAAGUUGUAUGAUCAACAACAAUGGUCUUGACAACUAUAUCACCCAUUCCAUGGUAGAUGAUGCUUUGAAGUUUCCAUUCCAUGUAGAUGUAGGACGCAUGGCUAAUAGGAGAAACAUUGAGAAGUACAUGGUAAAUCACUCAAUGCUUCUAAAAGCUUCAUACAGUUCUUCAAAUAUCGGUAAUGAAGAUUUCCUGAAGGUGGCUGUGGAAGAUUUCAACACUUGUCAAUAUAUUUAUCGUGAAGAACUUGAAAAACUCAAGAGGUGGACCUUACAAUAUAAGUUGGAUAAGCUAAAAUUUGCGAGGCAUAGAACAGAGUACCAUUACUUUUCAGCUGCAGUGGCAUUUCCUUCUCCCGAUCUUUCUCAUGCUCGCAUUUCUUGGGCCAAAAGUGCUGUGCUCGCCACUAUGUUUGAUGACUUCUAUGAUGUAGGAGGCUCUGAAGAAGAAUUGAAGAAUCUUACACAACUGGUUGAAAAGUAUUACUUUUCCUUUUUUAUAUUAUUUUCAGUACUCCAUAACACAGUUAAUGAUAUUGGAAGUAAUGCAUUUGAGUUCCAGGGAAGGUCAGUUACCAGUCACAUAAUUGAAUUGUGGUUGGAUUUUCUUAAUUCUAUGCUGCAAGAAGCAAUAUGGAGGAGAAGUAAAUCAGUACCAACAAUGGAUGAUUACAUCUCUAAUUCCUUUGUGUCAUUUGCAUUGGGAGCAAUUGUUCUACCUGCUCUCCAUUUUGUGGGUCCUAAGUUGUCAGAUGAAGCUGUUCACAGUUGUGAAAUGCAAACUCUUUACAAACUUAUGAGCACUUGUGGCCGUCUCCUGAACGAUAUAAAGGGAUUCGAGAGAGAAUCAAAGGAAGGCAAACUGAAUGCAGUAUCACUCUACAUGGCUGAAAGAAACGGAGAGGCUACAGAAGAAGAGGCGAUAGAGAAUCUGAUGGGGAUUGUAUUACAACAGAGGAGGGAGAUUUUGGGAUUAGUUUUGCAGCAGGAGGAAGGAGACUUAAUUCCUAGAGCCAUUAAAGAAGUAUUCUGGAAAAUGGUUCAGGUUUUGCAUAUCUUUUAUGCUAAAGAUGAUGGGUUCACAUCCAAUGCCAUGGUUAAUGCAGUGAACUCAAUCAUAUAUCAACCAAUUUCCCUUCCUCAAAUAAAAUGAUGUUAAAUAGGAAAUUGGGUAAGUUACAUAAUAUGAUAAACUUUAGGGUUAAAUCAACAAAAUACUCUUUGCUUUGUGGUUUAUUGCUCAAAUAUUCUCAACAAUCUAUGGCAUGUACUUUUCUGUUGUUACUAUUUCUGCAGUAUCAAUCAAUUAGCUAUAGUUUCAUUGAUCUAUGAAUUAAAGGCAUAAUUAGUGAAUAA